AUGCAAAUCAAGAAGACUUUCGCUGCCUCUGCUUUAGCUGGUUCUGCCAUUGCCGCUUAUGUUCCAUCUGAACCAUGGACUACAUUGACUCCAGCCGCUACCUACAACGGUGGUUUGACUGAUUACGCUUCUACUUUCGGUAUUGCCGUCGUCCCAAUCACUACUUCUGUCUCCACCCACUCUGCUCCAGGUGCUACUCACACUGCUUCUGCUGAAUCAAAGGGUAAGAGAGACGUUGCCGCUAUCUCCCAAAUUGGUGACGGUCAAAUCCAAGCUACUACUGCUACCUUGAAGCCAACUCCAAAGACUACCGCUGCCGCCGUUUCUCAAAUUGGUGACGGUCAAAUCCAAGCUACUACUGCUACUCCAAAGCCAUCUCCAAAGACUACCGCUGCCGCUGUCUCUCAAAUCGGUGAUGGUCAAAUCCAAGCUACUACUGCUACUCCAAAGCCAUCUCCAAAGACUACCGCUGCUGCUGUCUCUCAAAUUGGUGACGGUCAAAUCCAAGCUACCACCAAGACUACCGCUGCCGCUGCUUCCCAAAUUGGUGACGGUCAAAUCCAAGCUACUACCAAGACCUCUUCUAGUGCUUCAGCUUCAUCUGCAGCUCCUUCCGUUGCUCCAGCUUCCCACAACUCCACUAGCGUCGACCCAGUAACCGCUGAAUCUUGUAAAUCCACCGGUACUCUAGAGAUGACCUUAAAGGGUGCUGUUCUAACAGACGGUAAGGGUAGAAUCGGUUCCAUUGUUGCUAACAGACAAUUCCAAUUCGACGGUCCACCACCACAAGCUGGUGCCAUCUACGCUAAGGGUUGGUCUUUGACCCCAGCUGGUAACUUGGCUAUUGGUGACAGUGAUGUCUUCUACCAAUGUCUAUCUGGUGAAUUCUACAACUUGUACGAUGAAUCCAUCGGUGACCAAUGUAAACCUGUUUACUUGCAAGCUAUUGAUUUGCUAGACUGUUAA
Molecule: messenger RNA, 966 nt
Organism: Kluyveromyces marxianus DMKU3-1042
Lineage: Eukaryota; Fungi; Ascomycota; Saccharomycetes; Saccharomycetales; Saccharomycetaceae
Gene: PIR1
Product: cell wall mannoprotein HSP150
Exons: 1
Coding region: 1-966 (321 amino acids)
Biological process (GO): fungal-type cell wall organization
Cellular component (GO): fungal-type cell wall
Molecular function (GO): structural constituent of cell wall
Source: RefSeq, a predicted model, not a curated record